Molecule: messenger RNA, 3433 nt
Organism: Choloepus didactylus (southern two-toed sloth)
Lineage: Eukaryota; Metazoa; Chordata; Mammalia; Pilosa; Megalonychidae
Gene: GPD1
Product: glycerol-3-phosphate dehydrogenase 1
Exons: 7
Coding region: 701-1639 (312 amino acids)
Biological process (GO): glycerol-3-phosphate catabolic process; carbohydrate metabolic process
Cellular component (GO): glycerol-3-phosphate dehydrogenase (FAD) complex; cytosol
Molecular function (GO): glycerol-3-phosphate dehydrogenase [NAD(P)+] activity; protein homodimerization activity; NAD binding
Source: RefSeq, a predicted model, not a curated record
UGAGAUGAUCCCUGUGGUGAUCGGAAUGGUGUCUCUUAGGUUCCUGGGGUCCCUUCCUAUCCUGGGGUUGCCCCUGAAAUAGGCCCAGGUUCCUGGGGUCCCUUCCUAUCCUGGGGUUGCCCCUGAAAUAGGCCCUUAGAGCUUACAUGGUCUUUUUAAAAGCCAGCCCAUACCCCCUUACUGCACCUCUCCAAGCCCCUCAGUGGAGCUAGUGUGGGACCAGUGACUUGAGAUCCCUUUCAUUACUAGAGGACAAACCCGUAGAGCAGUUUUUGAGCUCCUAGGAAGAUAUGGGGGGAAUUCCUACCUUUGAGAAAAAGGCAUUUCCAUAUCUGCUGCUAGGGCCUGAGUAUGUCAUUCCAUUGUCAGGGGACAGGGAGUGAAGGGGAACAGUCACUUGCUCCUUAUCUGGGCUGUUUCUUGGCAGAUAUGAAAAUGAUAGCAUGGAUUGGGGUGAGGGGCAGGGGGUUUGAUGGCUACGAGGCCUGAGACCAAGGGAAGAUGUGUGCUAGCACCAGCAGCUGGCAAACCUAAGAGGAAACGCCAGGCCUGAUCUCUGUCCCAUUCCUGCUCUCCACCUGUCUCUACCCUCCUCUCCCCUUUCGCUGGCUCUGCCAGACUCUCCAUCUCCCUGGGCACCCGCCUCUUCACCCACCCCUCGAGGGUGGAGCUUGGCUGCACUCACGUGUGGCGGAGUUAAAUGCUCCCAGCCGGCAGAGGAGCUGGGGAGAGUGGCACUGAGCUGGCUUGGACAGAGAAGCGGCACUAUGGCUGGCAAGAAAGUCUGCAUUGUAGGCUCCGGCAACUGGUGGCUGUCCCAGAUGUGAUCCAGGCUGCAGCGGAUGCUGACAUCCUGAUCUUUGUGGUUCCUCAUCAGUUCAUCAGCAAGAUCUGUGACCAGCUCAAGGGCCACCUGAAGGCUAACGCUAUAGGCAUAUCUCUUAUUAAGGGGGUAGACGAGGGCCCCAAUGGGCUGAAGCUCAUCUCUGAAGUGAUUGGGGAACAUCUUGGCAUCCCCAUGAGCGUGCUGAUGGGGGCCAACAUCGCUAGCGAGGUGGCUGAUGAGAAGUUCUGCGAAACGACCAUUGGCUGCAAGGACCCAGCCCAGGGACAGCUUCUGAAAGAGCUGAUGCAGACACCAAACUUCCGUAUUACCGUCGUGCAAGAGGUGGAAACAGUAGAGAUCUGUGGAGCCUUAAAGAAUGUCGUGGCCGUGGGGGCUGGCUUUUGUGAUGGACUGGGCUUUGGUGACAACACCAAGGCAGCUGUGAUCCGGCUGGGACUCAUGGAGAUGAUAGCCUUCGCCAAGCUCUUCUGCAGUGGCCCCGUGUCCUCUGCCACCUUCUUGGAGAGCUGCGGUGUUGCUGACCUCAUCACUACCUGCUACGGAGGGCGGAACCGCAAGGUGGCUGAGGCCUUCGCCCGCACCGGAAAGUCCAUUGAGCAGCUAGAGAAAGAGAUGCUGAAUGGGCAGAAGCUGCAGGGGCCCCAGACAGCCCAGGAGCUACACAGCAUCCUCCAGCACAAGGGCCUGGUGGACAAGUUCCCCCUGUUCACAGCUGUGUACAAGGUGUGCUACGAGAGCCAGCCAGUGGGUGAAUUCAUCCACUGCCUACAGAAUCAUCCAGAACAUAUGUGAGCGAGAUGGGGCCCAGGACAGGCAGCUUCUUUGUGCCAAUGGGGACAAACAGAAGCUUGGGGCACCUGGUCCCCAGGACCCCCAGGAUUCCCCAUGGAGCAGCCUGUUCUCAAGCUUUUCUACCACCUGGAGAUCCUGAAUCCUCAAGCAGCCUGCAGCCUCUUGCUACCACAUCUCAGCCACACAUGGAGUGGCCUUGACCCUUCCCAGAUGUGGAGCUUUCUCCCUAUCCCGAGAAAGAGGUAGAAUCAAGCCCCAAUGCUGCCUGCUUUAUGUGUGUAUGUAUGUGUGUGUAUUUGGGAGAGGGAUGGGUUGGGGAAGGGAGGCAGGGCAAGGGCUACCAGUUGUUGCCUCACACAGACUAGGAAUCCUGCCCGUAAGUGCAGUUAAGUGGCUAAAGAAAUACGUCACCCUCAGGAGGGAAGAAGGCAAGGGCAGCCAGGGAGGAGGAGUCUGGGCUUUUGAGCUGACACAGACUCCAGGGACCCCUUGGCUCUGACCUCUGCCAGGCCCCACACAGCAUCAAUGGAUCUCAGUGUUUGUUAACAAAAUACAAAGAUCUCAAACAACUCCCUUCUGGCUUCUCCUAGCAACAUCUGCAUCCUCAGAAAUCUCUGAUCAUCCCCUUUCCCCUCCCUCGAGCUGCCUUGGCACAAGUUGCUGCCACGCUGGCAUUUCUGGCCCUGGGGCUUGCCACUCUCCCUAGGGACUUCCUGAUUCUUAGUUCUUUGCCAGCUCCUCUCCACCCUGUGUGACCUUUCCAAGCCUUCCCCUGCCUUCCCCUCCAACAUCCUCUUUGGGGAGCAGGAACUUAAUCUGCUGACAGAGCUACACCAUUACAUAGCAGGCUUGGAUCUCGAGGCUCCCUGUGACCUUUGUAUUUGCCCUGCCUCCCUUUUCAGCUGUUCCAGUAGGGGAGGGGUCAGUUGGGCCCCUCCUGCUGCUAUCUCCCUGAAGGACAUCCCUGACUCCACCCCUUUCCUCCUCCCAAACCUGGUACUUCAGUUUUUGCUGUCCCCAGAGCAGCUAACCAGAUCUGGCAUCUGGAGGCCACGGAGAGCAAGAGCUGGGAAAGGUGAGCAGGUUCCCAUGUUAGUGGGUCCUGACAUUCCAAAGCCAGAGCUGCUUGUCCAAUGAGGCCCUUCUCGUAGAGUGGUGACAUAUGUGCCUCAGGAGCUGCAAAACUCAAGGAAGAGGAAGAAAAUACAAACCACCUCAGCUCUGGAGUGAAGGAGGAAGGACAGGACCAGGUGAAGGGAGAGGUGGGUGCUCUGCAGUGGCCCUGCUCCAGUGGAGUGGGAGGGGAAUGUCACAGGUCAGCAGCCUGGGCCCCUGGCUAUAAAUAGUCCUUCCAGGGCCCCAGAGGCUCCAGCCAACCGCCAGCAGAGGGUCUCAGCUUCUGUGUGGCAGCACCUGGCACACUGUGACUCUGGCCAGUAUUAGAUGUUAUUCCUCCCUUACACCCCACAAAAUCAGGAAGGUGGGCUCUGUUCUGCCUUUAGCCUUUUAGGGUUCACUGACUUACCAGUGAAGGGCAGAGCUGCCCGGAUCAGGCAGGGAGAGUGUGUGAAAAGCACAGUCACCCCAGGCUGGCUGGGCCCAGGUGGGACACGGAAACCAGAGCUGCCUCCCCAGGAGGUCAAGGAGGGGCCUGAAAGACUAGCUCCCUUCCCUCAGCUGCGAACUUAGCUGUUCGGACAUCUCCCUGCGUUUGUUCACUCCACAGUCAACUGUGAAUCAGAGGCCUUCGGGUCAGUCUGCCUAUCUGCAAUAAAAUGUUUUUUCCAGAAACGA